AUGGUGGGAGGCUGGUUCGUGGAGACGCUACCCUCUCCUCAGACCUCCAGAGGGCCCAGCAGGUCUCCGUCCGACCCCAGCUCCAGCAUGCUCCUCCUGGGCCGCGGCCGGGACUCCUUCCCCCUGUCCAGCCCCUCCCUCCGGAUCUCCACCUCCAUCCCCUCCCUGCCCCAACCCCCCCCUCACCAGACCUCUACCCUUUCCACCCCCCAGUGGGGUGACCCCCUCCUCCUCGAGAAGGCGGGCAGUUGCUCCCCCCGUACCCCUCGCUCCCCCCACUCCUCUGUUUCUUCUCGCUCCCUUCGCUGUCCCCACUCCCCCAGCUCACCCCGCUCCUCACCUCGCUCUUCACCCCGCUCUCCGAGGAGGACUAGAUCCUGUGGGCGAGGUGAGCCCUGUGGGCGAGGUGAGCCCUGUGGGCGAGGUGAGGGCUGUGACUGGAUGAUGAAGAUACUGGCUGGAGGCUCUGGGAGGAUAGGCUCUGUGGCGGAGCUCUGCCAGGGGGCCCUGCAACACGCCAUAGAGGUGGUGUGGGCAGAACGCUGCUCUCUGUCUCUGCUCCGACAGGACCAGGAUGGAUGUAGGGGAUUGGUCCAGGUGGUUUCCCUGACGACGCCGGUCUGCGUGAGGGAAGAGUCUUCCAGCAAACAUGCCCACCAGGAGCUGGUGAAGGGCAUCCUGGGAUAUGUAGUUGCCACAGGGAUGCCCAUGAACAUGACAGGAGACGUCUGUGAGGACCCCAGGUUCACCACAGACGAGGACCAGACAGCAGGUUUCAAACUCAAGAGUGUCCUGAGUGUCCCGAUUAAGAACAGUAGACAGGAGGUGAGCAUCACGGAGACCUCCCAAAUGGUACCCUAUUCCCCUCAGACCAUUCUAGACACCCUAAGUAGUGUUCCCUAA
Messenger RNA from Oncorhynchus gorbuscha (pink salmon), 903 nucleotides. RefSeq names its product cGMP-specific 3',5'-cyclic phosphodiesterase-like. Bases 1 to 903 code for a protein of 300 amino acids. The transcript is spliced from 3 exons. The record is from RefSeq and is a predicted model, not a curated record. Gene Ontology annotation, molecular function: protein binding. NCBI's taxonomy places the organism in Eukaryota, Metazoa, Chordata, Actinopteri, Salmoniformes, Salmonidae.